This is a messenger RNA of Budorcas taxicolor (takin), 2476 nucleotides long. It is a transcript of the gene DYNC1I2, whose product is annotated as dynein cytoplasmic 1 intermediate chain 2. Bases 130 to 1968 code for a protein of 612 amino acids. Gene Ontology annotation, biological process: transport along microtubule. Gene Ontology annotation, molecular function: dynein light chain binding; dynein heavy chain binding. Lineage: Eukaryota; Metazoa; Chordata; Mammalia; Artiodactyla; Bovidae. The record is from RefSeq and is a predicted model, not a curated record. Gene Ontology annotation, cellular component: cytoplasmic dynein complex. The transcript is spliced from 16 exons.
UGUGUGCUGGGGGAAGCCGCGGAGCUAGUGGCGGCGGCUGUUGCUGUUGCGGGCGAAGGAGAGGGACGUUACCGGGAAGUUGCUGGCAGGCGGACUCUUCCCCAUCCCGCCACCGAACAGGUUGCAAACAUGUCUGACAAAAGUGAAUUAAAGGCAGAGUUGGAACGUAAGAAGCAGCGGUUGGCUCAAAUCAGAGAGGAAAAGAAGAGAAAAGAAGAAGAAAGAAAGAAAAAGGAAACUGAUCAGAAGAAGGAAGCAGCUGCUCCUGUGCAAGAAGAAUCAGAUCUUGAAAAAAAAAGAAGAGAAGCUGAAGCAUUGCUUCAAAGCAUGGGUCUAACUGCAGAAUCCCCCAUUGUCCCUCCUCCUAUGUCUCCAUCCUCCAAAUCUGUGAGCACACCAAGCGAAGCUGGGAGCCAGGACUCUGGAGAUGGCGCCGUGGGAUCUAGACGAGGACCUAUUAAACUUGGAAUGGCUAAAAUUACACAAGUUGACUUUCCUCCUCGUGAAAUUGUCACAUACACAAAGGAAACUCAGACUCCAGUAAUGGCUCAACCCAAAGAAGAUGAAGAAGAAGAUGAUGACGUGGUGACUCCUAAACCACCUAUUGAACCUGAGGAAGAGAAAACUUUAAAGAAAGAUGAAGAAAGUGAUAGUAAAGCUCCUCCUCAUGAGCUGACUGAAGAAGAAAAGCAGCAAAUCUUGCACUCUGAGGAAUUUUUAAGUUUCUUUGACCAUUCCACAAGAAUUGUAGAAAGAGCUCUUUCAGAGCAGAUUAACAUCUUCUUUGACUACAGUGGAAGAGAUUUGGAAGACAAAGAAGGAGAGAUUCAAGCAGGUGCUAAACUGUCAUUAAAUCGACAGUUUUUUGACGAACGUUGGUCAAAGCAUCGGGUUGUUAGUUGUUUGGAUUGGUCAUCUCAGUAUCCAGAAUUACUGGUGGCUUCCUAUAACAACAACGAAGAUGCUCCUCAUGAGCCUGAUGGUGUGGCCCUUGUAUGGAAUAUGAAAUACAAAAAAACGACUCCAGAGUAUGUGUUUCACUGCCAGUCAGCCGUUAUGUCUGCUACGUUUGCAAAAUUUCAUCCAAAUCUGGUUGUGGGUGGUACAUAUUCAGGCCAAAUUGUGCUGUGGGAUAACCGUAGCAAUAAAAGAACUCCAGUGCAAAGAACUCCACUGUCAGCUGCAGCACACACACAUCCUGUAUAUUGUGUAAAUGUUGUUGGAACACAGAAUGCUCACAAUCUGAUUAGUAUCUCUACUGAUGGAAAAAUUUGUUCGUGGAGUCUGGACAUGCUUUCCCAUCCACAGGAUAGCAUGGAAUUGGUUCAUAAACAGUCAAAGGCAGUUGCUGUGACAUCUAUGUCCUUCCCUGUUGGAGAUGUCAACAACUUCGUUGUUGGAAGUGAGGAAGGUUCUGUGUACACAGCAUGUCGCCAUGGCAGCAAAGCUGGAAUCAGUGAGAUGUUCGAGGGACAUCAAGGACCAAUUACUGGCAUUCAUUGCCAUUCAGCUGUUGGAGCAGUGGACUUCUCACAUCUUUUUGUCACUUCAUCAUUUGACUGGACAGUAAAACUUUGGACAACGAAGAAUAACAAGCCUUUGUACUCAUUUGAAGAUAAUUCAGACUAUGUUUAUGAUGUUAUGUGGUCACCCACUCACCCAGCCCUGUUUGCCUGUGUGGAUGGCAUGGGUAGGCUGGAUUUGUGGAAUCUCAAUAAUGACACAGAGGUGCCAACUGCAAGCAUUUCUGUGGAAGGUAAUCCUGCUCUUAAUCGUGUAAGAUGGACCCAUUCUGGAAGAGAGAUUGCCGUGGGUGAUUCUGAAGGACAGAUUGUUAUAUAUGAUGUGGGAGAGCAGAUUGCUGUCCCCCGAAAUGAUGAAUGGGCACGGUUUGGCCGAACACUUGCAGAAAUUAAUGCAAACCGAGCGGAUGCAGAGGAGGAAGCAGCUACCCGAAUACCUGCUUAGCUCCUGAAGAGAGAAUAUGUAGCCUUAGUGGAUUUGGGGAAGACUCGAAGUAGAUCCUAGAACUAUUUGCAUGCAUCUGUCUAAAUGAUAAUUAAAAGGAAAUUUCGUGGAUUAAACUAUGGAUUUAAUGCAGCAAGCAAGUCAUACAAAAUCCUUUUUUAUAUAACAUACAUCUUGUUUUGAAUUUGUGUCAUUUUUAAUACAGCUGAUUGACUUUACAGAAUGCAACCUUUUCUGAAUUCUUAUACACAGGUGUAUAUUUGGUAUUCUUUUGAUGUCUAGCUUAUAACACUAUAUACAGUUAUUUCUAAAGCACGGAUUAUGGUCUACAUAUUUUUAAAUAACCACCAUUCACUGUUAUACUGAUAAUGUGCUCACUAACCAUAAUAUGUAGGAACACUGUUUAUUUGUAGCUAUAGCAUGAAAACUAUCCAGUUCCAUUCUGAUAUUCUCUUUUUCUUUACAUUUCUUGUGAUAAGUGUCUAUAAAUAAAAACAAAUAUGCUUUA